UUACAUUUUUGCCUCAAUUUAUUCUCAAUUGUGUUCUUUUUUUGAAUUACUAUAUAUCAUAUAUUAUGCACUUUAGAGUUUCUUUGUUUUACAUAUCAUUUUCCUAGAUAUUGUGAACCAAUUCCUGUUCUUGAAUUAGUUUUUUACUUCAAAGUUUACCCAUGUGUUCUUGACCAUUAUUUGUACUUAUUGUGGUUUUUGCACAUUUCCUUGCACACAUAUACUCAAUGUCAUCGGAUUUUGUCAUUCUCUAUGUACUAUUUUUGUAUAUGUGAAUCUAUUGAAGCCUGAGUGUGCUACUCUGUGUUACUGACUUCGUUGUUCUUUUCUACCAUUUUCUUAGCUCUGAAUCAUGUCGUUUCUGUUUUCUUGGUUUGUUUUCCAGAUUCUUGCCUUUGCACCUUGUUUAUCUUCAUAGAUUUAGGCUUGGGAUUUGACUUAGAAAUCAUACAUUUAGGAAAACUGAAACAAAUCCUCCCUUAGAUCUUCAAAACCCUUACCCUAAUGCUCGUCUAGGGUUUUGCCGAGGUCUUCAGAACCAUAUCAACCUCUUUUUUUUUUUUUAAAUCUAGAACCAACUACUUCAAGCCGACAUCAUGGAAACGUUUAGGUGGAGGGUAGACACCCAAACCAAACUAGAAUAUUUCCGCCAGGAGUUUUCUAUCUUAGCCGAUGUUCAACUCAAGUUGGCUGGGAAAGAAGACUCCAUUAUGCCUGGGAAAAAUUACAUGGCAUUUCCCGUAGUCUCUAUUAGUGAGUGUGGAGUUCGGUUCCUUUUAUACAUCCUCUUCAGGGAAGUCUUGUACUUCUAUGAACUCAACCCCAUGCAAUUAGCUAUCAAUUCAUUCAGGGUUAUCGACGGUAUUGCCAAGUUGGCACACCGAGAAAAUGCUAGGAUCACCCUCACCGACAUCCAAUACUGUCACACCAUGUGUAGCCUCAAGUCCUCCAGUGGUUAUACUUACUACCUCAAGCCCAGAUCCACCGCUUUCCAACUUAUAGCCGAUCUCCCAAACUCCAACAAAGGCACGGAAGAUGACUACCUGAUUGUUUUAGGCAAUUGGGAAUUUGCACUUGAUGAUGAUCUUCAUCUUUUUCCUCUACGCCCAGGAGUUUUUGGAGAGGGUGAGAGUAAGAACAUAGUACAAAUGUAAUUAGUUUGUACUUAUGCAUCUAUUUCUUAUAUCUGUUCUAAAGCUUGGUAUUUUUUUCUGUUUCUGUAGUUCUUCCUUAAUCGAGCAAUUCGUUUCUCAAAUCUUACGUACACAGCCGAGAUCUCAAGCGGCUUCUGGACCUUCCAAUUGAGAAACGUAAAGCCCCACUCCUGCUUAACUACGUACCAACCUACUGUAGUCCUUUGCCCGACACUCCUAGAAGAAGCAAGCCAUCAGCAGUCAUUCAACCUGGCACCUCUUCCCUAAAGCCUAACCAAGCCUCCUCAUCUGACCCACUGGACCAGCCAUCCACUUCAGUUCCACUUCAGUUCCACUUCAACUUAUCCAGCCAUCACAGCGCCAACGCCGUCGUCGAGUUCGCAAUGCCCCUGCCAACAAAACACACAGUUGAAGACGCCAAGAUUCAGAGGCAUCGGCUUAUGAUCCCACGAAUCCUCCGACUGCUCUCUCUGCCAUCCACGUCGGCACUAAGGUCAUCGUUGUUGCCACAUCUGAAUAGAUGGUUCGAAGUCAAGUAGUGGUUGAAGAUUUAUUGGCCGACUUUCCAGGAGUUGUUACUGUCCAUUCUUCCCCUUCUUAGCCCCAACCCAAGCCAAAACCCAAACAAGUUAAAAAAGCUAAGACCAAGGCCAUAGUAACUCAAGUCCCCUCAAACUUAGAGGACAUAAUCCUGAUCUCGAAAUUGGUUGAGGCUGAGAAGAGGUAGCCUACCUCUAAGAAGAGGCAUGCCGAGGCUGAGCCCUCUAAUACAUCCCAAUUGAAGAAGCUGUGUCCAAGGAUACAGCUGGCCCAGGUGUUUUUUGAGUCGAUGAGCCCUGGGCCCAUGCAAUCAUGGUUGGGGACUGACCAAUGACAGCUAGCGACAGUGCCAUCAACAGUAUUGAGGUCAGCGUCGCUCUCUCUAUCGUUGUUCUCUUGCCAGCGGACAUAAACCGCAUGGUCGAGAUUAACGAGUAUGAGAACUUCGCGUUAAUGAUGCAGCAUUCCAUCUUGGCCAUCCAGCAUGUUCACUCUUUUGCAGUGAAGGCUGAGUCCAUGAAGAAGGAGUUGGUCAAAAAGACUCAGGAUGCUGCAGGCUUCAUCUCCUCUCUUAAGAAGGCCGAGGCCAAGAUCAAGGGUCUGCUAGAUAAGGCCAAAGCUGCUAGAGCUGCGCAAGGUAAGGUCGAUGAGAGGGCUCAGGCCGCAAAAGCUAUGGCCAAAGUAGUCAAGGAUGAGGCCAAAGAAGCUGAGGUCAAAGGCACAAAAGCCAAGGCAGAGCUCAAGGAGGCUUUGGUGACCAAGGAGGCUGAGCUAAAGGUGGUAGAUGAAAAGGCAUACUCAGAAGGGCAAGCCGACGUCCGUGAUGCAUACAAAAAGCAAGUGAAUCUGGCUUGCAAUAGGGGAUAUUAUCUCAGAUGGAUGGCAACCCUCAAGGAACUUUCCAUCCCCGAAGACUCACCCCGUAGGGACACCAACCGACUUAAUGUAUUGUUUUCCCCCUCUCCUGACCAAUCUGAAGACAAGGUCGAGGAAGAAAAUGACGACGAAGCUAAGGCUAAUGAGGCCGACAAAGAGGCUAAUGUUGUCGCUAGGGCCAAGUCCCCCACUCUGAACGAUCAAGUCCUAGACUUGAUCGAAGAAGAUGAGGACGAGGUCUCAAAAAGCGGUCACAGAACAAGACAAGUAUCUCUGAGGACGAGGUCCCUAUUAUUGAGAGAAGUCUGGACACCACAAUUCAAGAAAUUGAUGCUGAGAUUGUGGUCGAAAAAUCUGCCCAGUUGUCCGUCGAGGUUGAAACAACUCCAACUGCCAAGGCAGGGCAGUCUGAGGAAAGAGCUGAAAAUCUUAGUGCUUAGGAAUUUUUUCUUGUUGAACUCUCUUUUUUUAGUAAUUGUAGUCUUUGCUGUUUUUGUCGGGCCAAAAUGCCACUUUUUUGUAAAUUUGGACAAGUUUCUUCUAUGA
Molecule: messenger RNA, 3116 nt
Organism: Camellia sinensis
Lineage: Eukaryota; Viridiplantae; Streptophyta; Magnoliopsida; Ericales; Theaceae
Source: RefSeq, a predicted model, not a curated record